Molecule: messenger RNA, 1090 nt
Organism: Tachyglossus aculeatus (Australian echidna)
Lineage: Eukaryota; Metazoa; Chordata; Mammalia; Monotremata; Tachyglossidae
Gene: AVPI1
Product: arginine vasopressin induced 1
Exons: 3
Coding region: 78-530 (150 amino acids)
Source: RefSeq, a predicted model, not a curated record
GGUGCAGAGCACUGUACUAAGCGCUUGGAGCUUCUCAGGUGCGGGAGAGCAGCCUCUCUGCAACCAGGGCUCCGGGGAUGGGCACCCCAGCCUCGGUGGUGAGCGAGCCGCCCCCGGAGCCGCGGGGCCGCAAGCAGGCCUCGGCCAACAUCUUCCAGGACGCGGAGCUGCUGCGGAUCCAGAGCCUGUUCCAGCGCGUCGGGGACCGGCGGGCGGAGGAGAGGGCCCGCAUCGUGUGGGAGUGCGCCGGGGAGCCCGGCGUGGCCCAGGCCUUGAGGCGACUGAGCGGGAAGAGGCGGCGGAGGCCGCCCCAGGACCGGGCCGACCACCGGGCCCGGCGGCAGAGGCGGCGGUGCGGUCGGCCCCGGAUGCCGAAGGACCACCCCUCCGCCACCGCCUCCCCCACCGCGGGGGCCACGGAGACAGCCGCCGGCCCCGAGCCCCCGGCCCCCAGGAGGACGAGCGCCAGGAUCCGUCAGCACUGGGGGAGGGCGAGCCCCAGGAGCUACCUCCACCAGAUCCGACACUGACCCAGGGCGGGAGGCUGGUCGCGGGGCCGUCUCCCCCCCAAAAAAAUACCCUGGUGGUCCUUCCGGGCCCGGAGAAGGGGCAGAGCGGAAUGAAGCCUAAAGCAGGCAAGGUGCCCAGGCACACGAAGGGCCCGCUGAGAGGCUGACCCUGAAGGGGCCCGCCCAACGGUCCAGGGUCGCUCCAAGGAGAAAAAGGCUCCCUUGGGUGUCAUCCCUCUCCGGCCACUCGGAUCCGAGUGGGAGCAGCAGCGUUUUCUGAAACUAACCCACCUCCCCACCCUUCCUGAUCUAACACUACCGUUGGACUGAACUGUUCCCCGAGGUUUUUUGCGGGGGCCGGGGCUGAGCCCAGGCCCGGAUUUCUCCUCCUCUAACUGGUAAAGGGGAGAGCGGGGCGAGCCCCCCGCAGCCCCUUACCCUUAGCAGGGAGAGAGGAGAGUGGGGCUCCCCAGAAUGGAAGAGAAUGAUUAAUAAAAACACACGAGCACGGAAUGGCGUGAGUCUGCUUUGGGCUGCGCGGCAAGGCCCAGCAGGGCUGAGGACUGUGAGCCCACUGUUGG